Vitis riparia (riverbank grape) is the source of this 2846-nucleotide messenger RNA. Its product is annotated as DNA-directed RNA polymerase III subunit RPC5. The transcript has 15 exons. Gene Ontology annotation, biological process: DNA-templated transcription. NCBI's taxonomy places the organism in Eukaryota, Viridiplantae, Streptophyta, Magnoliopsida, Vitales, Vitaceae. Bases 85 to 2166 code for a protein of 693 amino acids. Gene Ontology annotation, cellular component: nucleus; RNA polymerase III complex. The record is from RefSeq and is a predicted model, not a curated record.
AGUUCUUUCAGGUUCUCCGCUUCAACCCUCCCAUACCUGUGUCACUCUCACCAAACAGACUCGCCGGCCGGAAAGACGUCAAGCAUGGACCUAGACGACCUAGAUGGUCCGAACCGGGCUCCUGUGAGGCGGCCCUCGCGUUUCGCACCCAAAUCCUCCAAACCUAAGCUCAUCCCAAAACCAGAACCAUCAUCUCAACCUGAACCAUCCAAGCUCGAUGAUGUAACUCUUAUCAAUAAGAAGGAAGAAGACUCUCAACCUCCGCUGGUCAAGAAAGCUGACGAGUCCUUCGCUUCAUCUACUCAAAACGGCGUUAUCGAGACGGAGGUGGAAGCCAAAGCGGAAGUGGAGGACGCCAUGGAGGAAGACGACCGCGAUGAAGAUCCAGUGGUCCGUGAAAUUGAUGUCUUCUUCACUCCGCCUCCCACUGAUGACAACACUAAGAUAUAUGUUCUGCAGUAUCCUCUAAGACCGUACUGGCGUCCGUACGAAUUGGGCGAAAGAUGUGAUGAGGUUAGGGUGAAACCUGCUAGCGCAGAAGUAGAAGUGGAUUUGUCUAUUGAUGUCGAUUCCAAAAAUUAUGAUCCUGAUGCUCCUAAUGCGCAGAGGAUGAAGAAGCAGACUUUGUCGACUUCAUGGAAACCACCUCAAACAACUGGCUAUGUCGUAGGAGUUUUGAUGGGGAAUAAGCUACACCUGAACCCUAUUCAUGCAGUGGUGCAGCUCCGGCCAUCAAUGGAAUAUCUCAGUUCUGGUGGUGCAAAAAGAAAGAACAAUGUUACAGGCGACACAAACAGUGCAGUUAAGCUAGAGGUUUCUAAUGAAGGAGAAUCUGUUGGGUCAUUGAAGAAACAGAACAAGAUAAUGGGAAUUUUGGAUGAGCAAAACACAGAUGCUGCAGAGAGUUGGGUUCCACUCAAGUACCAUAGCUCGGAGAGUGAUUUCUCAGCAAGAUAUCUACAAAAAAUGGUGGCAGAAGACAACUCUCCUAUCCAGUUUUUAAUGAGCCCGUAUGAAUAUGUCAACUCCUUGUGUCCCCCCGGAGUGUCUAAUGAUGAUAACAGAUCAAAAGGUCUUUCAAGAAGGUUCUUACUUUCAAUGCCUCUGGAAGAACGUUUUAAGACAUUGCUUUGUGAGAAAUUUUCUUUGCAGGGGCCUCCAGUUCAUCGAUUCAGUGCUCUUAAGCACUUCGCUCCUGAUAACUCUGUUGAAGAUGUUCUAGGAGUCCUUACGAAACAUGCUCAUUUAGUGCAAGGACUGUGGGUUCCAAAGAGUUCAUUGUUAUUUCCUGGAGGUCAAGGUGUUGCACCAUUAGCUAGAGAUUACAUUCUUCUUUUAUUUAGCAAGGGUCCUUUAAUCAACUAUUCUCAAGUAGACGUUCCAGGAUCUCUUAAUAAAGCUCUGAAGGGCUUUCUGAGUAUAUUAGCUGUCGAAAGACCUUCCUUUAGGGAUUGGAAGUUUAAAGAGCCUACAGAUGUGUCAUUUAUGAAACUGCAUCCAGACAUUGUUAGGGAGCAAAGACGAGUUUGGGAAAGUCUGGAAAAACAGAUAACUGAUAUUAUUCAUGGAGGUGGAAGGAGAGGUCCUGUCACAAAGAAUUCUGGGAAGCCUAGCAUUGCAAAUAAAACUGGAACGUCAACAAAAUCUGAUGGAGCAACAAGAGCUACAAAUGGAACCCCUGUCAGGAGAACAGCCAUGUCAGCCGAAACUCGAGAAGCUCUACCAAAAGCUCUGGAAGAAGUUUUUAGAUUGCACAAGGUUUGCAGCUUCCAACUGAUUUGCCAAGCUUUGCGGGAUUUGGCGGUUUCAAAGUCUACUAGCCCAAAGGUGGAUCCUAGGACAUUUGUGGCUGCAGCAUAUGGUGCUGAUGCUCCUCAAGAGGAGUUGCAUGCAAUUAUAAGUAAAUAUGCAACAAAUGUACAUGGUGUUUAUGUUUGGAAGACUUCCGAACAUUCAGAACACAAUCCAUUAAGGAAAGUUGUCGUUGAUCUUUUUUGUGGAAAAGAACCUAAUGCUAAGCUUAAGAGGGCUGAUAUCAUGGAAGCUGCCAAGAUUGCGCUUAAAAAAGAGAUCACCACCCAUGAAUAUAACAAGGUUGUAAGUGAAUUAUGUGAAUCCAGGGGCUCUCUGUGGGUUUUGAAAAGCGGUGAUGGAAAGCCAAAAUGAUUCUCUUGUGCAGUUUUCUAUAUUGAUUACAAUUAUUGUUGUAAGGCUUUUGAAGCAUGCACACACAGGGGAUGCAUGCACUCCAUGAUUGAAUAAGACUUGGAAUGAUCACAACUCCAUGCCAACUGGGAAAAAGUGUAUAGUAUGAAGAGGAAUCGGAAGUUGCAGGUGAAGUUCUCGGCAGCUCUUUUUCAGCUGGGGCAGUUUUGUGGAAACUGGUUAGUAAAGUAGGAGAUAUCGCUGGUAACAUUGUGUGUUUUUCUUAGCAUUAGGCUUCCCUCAGAGAUUGCUAAUUGCGAGAAUUCGCCUUGAUAGUGAUAACAUCAUUACUUAUGUUGACGAUGUUGUUGUUUUUUUCCGUUAUUUUCCUUAAUAGUCGUUACUCUUAAAUCAGAAAUCCAAAUGCCAAUAAUCAUUUCCUUGGCCGUCGAUGCUUUUAGCUCGGCGCUAUAUUUGGAACACAAAGUUCAUUUCUAGGUGGAGUGGGAGUCACGGCAUGUUCAGUUUGUUUUAGUGACGACUUUGAUUGACCCAUGCUUCCACUGACUACGUAUCCGUCAUGGAAUUAGACUCUAAUGCUGAAUCUUAAUCUAUUAUAUGCUUUUUGUUCCAAAAAUAUUACAAAAUGUAAUUUCUAUUUUCAAUUCAUCCAAAUGGAAGACUCUCUGCCUUCUUGCUUA